This is a messenger RNA of Mesorhabditis spiculigera, 789 nucleotides long. The record is from the annotation of a GenBank genome assembly. Lineage: Eukaryota; Metazoa; Nematoda; Chromadorea; Rhabditida; Rhabditidae.
AUGCCACCUCCAUCAUCUGUGGUGAAGCUGCUGCGUACCGCGCCCAUCUCGCUCCCCUGCCUGCCAAUCGACACUCGAUGCCGAAUGCCGAUCGACAAGAAGCAGUUCAAGCAUGUGUUCCACAAGCCGCGCUGCGACAUCUCGAUGUUGGUCAACGUUGCGCCACACACUUCCUACGGAUGCGAUCAUGCGGCCUUGCGUCUUCACCAUGCUGACGUGAUCAAGCCGUACUGCGCCACUCCACACAAGCUUGAAGCCUCAUCAGCUUCGAUUGGCCGGAAGCUUCUUUGUGUCACUUGCUGCCCUCGGUAUAACAUUUUUUUUCCAGGCGGCAAACGCUACGUCAUUUCACGAAGCUACGCCACAUGUUUCCAUCGCACCACGCAAGCGACACUUGAGCGGGCGAUCAUUCUCGAUCAUGCCACCCAAGUAUCGAAGUUGCGACACAAUUUACAUGAUGGGACAUUCGUCGUCACUCAUCUCAAGCCUCGUCCACGUGAUGCCACUCUUCUUCAUGGCUCUCAAGGCAUCUACGCUGCGAUUCACCGGCCCCCAAGCUGCAUCAUUCGUCACCAAGUGUACAUCGAUCGGACGCGGUCACGAGACAGAGUCAAGCUCUCAUCGCAAACGUUCUCCAGCCCCGGCGCCAUCAAAUCUACGCUGCCGGAUGUGUUCGUCUACAUCAAGCCUGUGCCAUGCGCUGCGCGAGACAGCUUCACAGUGCCACAAGCCGACCAAGUUGCUCUCCGCCCAUCCAACUCGCUUCGCCUCGGUCGCGACACUGAAAGC